AUGUCUCCAGUGUGGAGAUAAACAACGUCGCUUUCUUUCGCGACUCCGUCUGUACUUGUAAAGGUCGUCGAAACAGCUUGUCGCGAACACCACUCGCUGGUGGUUGCGGCGAGUGUUAAACUGGCAGUCGUGCGUUAGCAGUCGCAGACGUACGUUGUAGAGUCGGCACGUUUGACCGUGUGUUGGUUUAAGCUAUCAGCAGCAUACUUCUGUCCAGUCUUUGUUCCGGUUGGUGCUUCUUGACGAUAGAGUACGCAUCUCUGCUCCUGAAACAUCGAUAGAUCUUCAAGCAACCGUACACUCAAAGCAAAAAAAUGUCCUCCCGCAAAACCGCCGGACGCCGGGGUACGACGAAAAAGCGUGCCCAGCGAGCCACCUCGAACGUAUUCGCGAUGUUCGAUCAGGCUCAGAUCGCCGAGUUCAAGGAAGCGUUCAACAUGAUCGACCAAAACCGGGACGGCUUCAUCGAGAAGGACGACCUGCACGAUAUGCUGGCGUCGCUUGGCAAAAACCCCACGGAGGAGUACCUUGAGGCGAUGAUGAACGAGGCACCAGGACCGAUCAACUUUACCAUGUUCCUAACACUGUUCGGCGAGCGGCUACAAGGCACCGAUCCGGAGGAAGUGAUCAAGAACGCGUUCGGUUGCUUCGAUGAGGAAAACGCAGGAGUCAUCAAUGAGGAUCGAUUGAGGGAAUUGCUGACCACGAUGGGUGACCGCUUUACCGACGAGGACGUGGACGAGAUGUUUCGAGAGGCACCGAUUAAGAACAGUUUAUUCGAUUACAUCGAGUUCACGCGCAUCCUGAAGCAUGGCGCGAAGGAUAAGGACGAGCAGUAGAACCCCCCUACUUUGUGCCUCCAUCCCGCAUGCAAUUAAUUGGCCUCCGGUACCUUCGGCGUUGCAUUUAGACGAAUUGUUUGCAAAUGAUUGAUUUUUGAAGGGAGCUUGUUUCGCGUCGCGUGACUUCCCUGUAUCCUGUUCUUGCAAUUGAACUAUUAUUUCAGUAUUCCCAUCGAACGGCACGUCAUUUCGCUUGAAACAACGAAGAUUGUUUCGUGAUGCAUUGUAGGGACUCACUACUAAUAAAGCAUUUUUGGCCAUAGAACAUCGUGUCAAGGUUUAUUUCAGUUUCCGCGCAGGUUCGCGUACGCUUACGCUUGCCGCAGGAUGCGGGAAAACUAUAGGCAGGCUAAGCGAGAAAUGUAGCUAAUAAAUCGAUUUGAGACACAAUUCAAGCGUAUUGCUUUGUGUUUAUUUUGUACCACAACGAAGGGAAGCUUUAUUGUGGAAUAGAAUAAACGUACACUUUAAGUGGAACGUUCG
This is a messenger RNA of Anopheles nili, 1325 nucleotides long. It is a transcript of the gene sqh, whose product is annotated as myosin regulatory light chain sqh. The record is from RefSeq and is a predicted model, not a curated record. The coding region runs from base 315 to 839 and encodes 174 amino acids. Gene Ontology annotation, biological process: locomotion; post-embryonic development. Gene Ontology annotation, molecular function: myosin heavy chain binding; calcium ion binding. The transcript has 2 exons. Gene Ontology annotation, cellular component: cytoplasm; myosin II complex. NCBI's taxonomy places the organism in Eukaryota, Metazoa, Arthropoda, Insecta, Diptera, Culicidae.